Messenger RNA from Neltuma alba, 997 nucleotides. RefSeq names its product vesicle transport v-SNARE 13-like. Gene Ontology annotation, cellular component: late endosome membrane; ER to Golgi transport vesicle membrane; endoplasmic reticulum membrane. Bases 145 to 813 code for a protein of 222 amino acids. The transcript has 6 exons. Gene Ontology annotation, molecular function: SNARE binding; SNAP receptor activity. The record is from RefSeq and is a predicted model, not a curated record. Lineage: Eukaryota; Viridiplantae; Streptophyta; Magnoliopsida; Fabales; Fabaceae. Gene Ontology annotation, biological process: vesicle fusion; vesicle-mediated transport; intracellular protein transport.
CAUCCGUUGCAUUUUGGACCAGAGAUCGGUCGGCUUCCCCUCCUCCUCUCCAAUCAGUCUCCGGCCACUCCUCAUCCGCAUUAAACUUCUUCAAUUCCAAUUCUCCGAUCAACAUCCGUAUAGGCGAUUGAGAAAUAACGAACGAUGAGUCAGGUAUUCGAAGGGUACGAGCGUCAAUACUGUGAACUAUCGGCUAAUCUUUCCCGGAAAUGCACGGCAGCGUCUGCCCUUAAUGGAGCAGAGCAGAAGAAGCAGAAACUUUCUGACAUCAAAGAUGAACUUGAUGAAGCUGACACAUUGAUUCGGAAAAUGGACCUUGAGGCCAGGAGCUUACAGCCAAAUAUAAAGGCAACCCUUCUUGCCAAGUUAAGGGAAUAUAAAACUGAUCUGAACACUUUGAAAAAUGAAGUUAAGAGAAUCUCAUCGACUAAUACCAACCUUGCGGCACGAGAUGAGUUGCUGGAGUCAGGAGAUGCUGAUGCAUUAAUGGUAUCAAAUGAUCAAAAAGGAAGACUGUUGAUGUCAACUGAGAGGUUAAACCAGUCCGCUGACAGAAUAAAAGCCAGUAGAAAAACAAUGCUGGAGACCGAGGAGCUUGGAGUCUCUAUCCUCCAAGACCUGCAUCAACAACGCCAAUCCCUACUCCAUGCCCAUCAAACGCUCCAUGGGGUGGAUGAUAACAUCAGCAAAAGCAAGAAGAUUUUGUCAUCAAUGUCAAAAAGAAUGAGCAGGAAUAAAUGGAUUGUUGGCUCCUUUAUCAUAGCUGUGGUCCUAGCAAUUCUAUUGAUCUUAUAUUUUAAGCUGACUCGCUAGCCUGCUCUCCUUGUUUUCCGGCAACACUACGCGUCACACUUAGUCAUCUCUCAUCUCAGUCUCCUGCGUUUCGGAAAUACUACCUUAAGUUCGUCGUUGGCAAUAGCUGUCUUUUAUUUUCCUUCUAUAACGUGUACCAAUUUUCAAGCUAUGAAAUAAUUCUCGUGUCCAGUUUCUUCGCUCA